AUGCCUUCACUCUAUCGCGCAAUCUUCACUGCGAUUCAGGUCUUUGCUCUGGUAGCCUUUCUGGGUGUCUCGCUUAUGCCAAGAGCCAGUCUUGCAUCCCCUUUGCCCGUUCCCAUGCCCUUCAGAAGAGUCUUCGCCGAUACUGUUCAGACGUCAGGCGUUGCUCUGCGGUCUCAGGAAGCUAGGUCUCACUCUGUUGGCAACUCUACAGUUUCUGGACUUUCUUGGCACAGCGCUAUUAAUCAUGGUCCUAGAGAUGAUGUUCCUCUCGUGCACGAACGCGAUGUCGGCACCAGCAUUCUGGACAAUAUGAACUUGUUGUCCUCUUCCUAUACCCAGCUUAAUCAGAAUGCGCAGGUCAUCAACAACCUCGCGUCGUCUGAUCGAACUGCUCCUGGUUAUAGCCAGCAAUACGCUACUGCAUUGUCGGGUUUCCAAGCCAACCUCCUUAACGUUCAGAACGUUCUCGCCGCACUUGCUACCGACAAGGGAUUGGCCGACUACGACCGGCAGGUCGAGCUAGAGACAUUAAUAAAAGAUAUCGUCAAUUCUGUCAAGUAUACUCUGAACGAUACGGUGGAUGUUGUCGAUAGCAUUCCUGGCAUUGGUCCCUUACUCGCGCCGAUUAUUUACGACAUCAAAUGCAUCAUUGACGACACUUUGGAUAUCGUCGAAAACCUCACGGAUGCCCUUAUCAAUGACUUACUCCCUCUUUUGCAAGCACUUGGUAUACAAGCUACUCAAACCGCUUGCACCGCUGGGAUUCAGAUUGCUGGUCUAUGUUUACUGUGA
This is a messenger RNA of Fibroporia radiculosa, 792 nucleotides long. RefSeq lists its product as uncharacterized. The record is from RefSeq and is a predicted model, not a curated record. Lineage: Eukaryota; Fungi; Basidiomycota; Agaricomycetes; Polyporales; Fibroporiaceae. The transcript has 3 exons. The coding region runs from base 1 to 792 and encodes 263 amino acids.